Aphanomyces invadans is the source of this 969-nucleotide messenger RNA. RefSeq lists its product as hypothetical. Gene Ontology annotation, molecular function: nucleic acid binding. The record is from RefSeq and is a predicted model, not a curated record. The transcript has a single exon. NCBI's taxonomy places the organism in Eukaryota, Oomycota, Saprolegniomycetes, Saprolegniales, Verrucalvaceae. The coding region runs from base 1 to 969 and encodes 322 amino acids.
AUGCUAACGGACAAGCACAAGGCGGAACGCUUGGGAUUUGUCAAGAGCUUCCUUCGGCGAGGCCAUGGCGACACGGUGCAUUGGCAUGAUAUGCUGGACACGGUACACAUAGAUGAGAAAUGGUUUUACAUUUCGAAGGUGAAUCGUCGCUACUACCUUUGGAACGAUGAGCCGGUGCCUAUGCGGAAGUGUCAGUCCAAGCGACACCUCAUGAAGGUCAUGUUUCUGACGGCUGUGGCGCGUCCAAGGUUCGACGCACAUCGAAGGAAGUCAUGGGAUGGAAAGAUCGGCACGUGGCCGUUCACGAUGGUUCGACCGGCGUUGCGGAACAGCAAAAACUUCAAGCGCGGGGAUGCCAUCACGGAGCCGGUCGUGGUCACCAAGGAAGUCUACCGCUCGUUCUUGGUUGACAAGGUGAUACCAGCGAUCAAGUCGCGUUGGCCUGGCCGUCGGUCCAAGACCAUUUGGGUGCAACAAGACAGCGCACGACCUCAUGUUGCUGUCGACGAUGCUCCUGUUCUUGCUGCUGGACAAUCCGAUGGAUGGGACAUCCGUCUCUGUGCCCAGCCAUCCCAAAGUCCUGACAUGAAUGUGUUGGACCUAGGACUUUUCAAUGCGAUCCAAAGUUUGCAACACCAUACAGCGAGUUACACGAUUGAAGAGCUCGUUCUGGCGGUCAGCAAGGCCUAUGACGACUUGGACCCCUUGGUCUUGGACAAGACAUUCAUGACUUUGCAAAAAGUGAUGGAGUGUGUGUUGAAGAUGGAUGGUGAUAAUGUGUACAAGAUACCUCAUGCAAACAAAGACAAGCUGCUCAAGAACGGUCCAUUGUGCCAACGUGUUCAAUGCGACGAGGAAACGUACGCUGCUAUUGAGGCGAUGGAAGAGCGAAUCGACUUUGUACAAAGCGUGGACAAUGUUAUUCAACAGUUCCAGUCGACAUGUGAAAUUCACGAUAGCAUGAUUUAG